UGAGCACUAUGCGUGCUGCUCAUUUAUUAUCUGUGUCAGGCGUCCAUUCGCAUCUACAGUAGCUCAGAGGGAGAGCGGCGUCACUCGUGCACUGCGUUGCCUCGGUGUCCCGGCUGUCCCCGGCAGUCCGCGGCUCGGAUUGGGGGGCAUCUUGGUCCGCACGGUUGACCGUGAUACCAGUCGGCCCGCUGGUGAACAUGGGAUAUUUACAAAGCGAGCUGCCAAGCGCGCUUGCAGCAGCGGGAUAAAGGAAGCCCUGUAGUAGCACAAGCUAGAAAGGCAGUUCAUUUUCGCCGUCCUCCAUGGCUUCGGGCUCCGGAGACGAGGAGCGCAACGCGGAAGGGGUUUUAUGGAGACUCAUAGGCCCGACGUCGGAGCUCUCCAAGAGGCGCUGCCGUCUAAUGUACUCCUCCCUCGGCUACGACUCUGAUGUCUGCCUGUUCUAUGUGAAGGGGGAGUUUUUUGCCAUGGAUGCCCGCUGUUCACACUCCGGAGGUCCUCUGUGUGAGGGGGACAUCGAGGAAGCCGACGGAGUCCUGCGGGUCUUCUGUCCCUGGCAUGACUAUGACUUUGACCUCAGGACUGGGAAAUCAGGGACCUCAUUACAGCAACAAGUGUAUGAAGUCAAACUGGAGGACGGCAACGUGUAUGUGAAACAUUCCAGUCAUCUCUCCUUACUGCCUUUUCCUGUAGAUCAGAAAAGCUGAACAACCUCAGCCCAUCUGCUUCAUCCUUCAGCCCUUGGUAAAGCCGCAGAUUGCCUGAUUACGGAGCCUCCUGACUGUAGCGCACUCACUCGGGCUAUUUUUAAGACUUGUUCCACAAACCCAAGCCAUCCGAAACAUUUCUGAGCCUUAUCUGUCAUUUUCUCAGAACUGUUUCUACUUUGAUUGCUGUGAACUCAGGAUGAUAUCAAGAAGACUGUCUGAAGAGGACAUGACUUCAUUAAAUUGUUUCAGAGUUUUUCUUGCUGGCAUUCCAGGUAGAGACUCUGAAGACAGACACUGAACAUGAGGAGCUGUGAGUUCACUGCUGACCUUGAUAACGCACCAAACUCUGGAAAAUAUGCAAAAUAAAAACACAAAAUUUUACCUUUUUCAGCAGAUGCUAUAGAACUAACCAGCAUCUUUGAUUAUUGGCAGUAUAAAAGUUAUUUGUCUACUGAUAAUUUUUCUAGAUUUUAGGGAUUCCUAAAGAAGAUAAUAUUAUCAUAUCUGAUGGAAAUAUUACAGUGUGAAUAUGUUUUGAAGUGACUGCUUUUUUCUUACAUCUGCGCAGUCAAAUUUGCAGUAGCCAUUAUAUCUUUUAAUGAAACCCACUUAACUUCCAAAGGGGAUCUGAACAUUUUUCAUCUCAGUUUUCAAACUGUUCUUGUCCAUCUGUUGCCAGUCUGAAAUGAGUGCGGCCGGAAAAGAAGCCUAUAUGUUUUGCUGUCUUAUUAAAGGUAUUGGAGGUCAUUAGAAUACAUGCAACAUGCAGUUACAAUGACUUGUAAACGUAAUUGAAAUAGACAAUAUGGAUAAAAAUGAGUAGUAGUGAUCAAUAAAAUCGGAAGAGUGCCAUUUUGUUGUCUUGACAAGACCUGCAGAUGCAAAUUAUCACUUUGGUAUGUCAUGGAAUGUGGAGGUCCAAAAAAUGAGAACCACUGUAUUUUAAUAAGCAAUACAAGUCUCCUUUUAAGAGUAUAAACCUUCCACAUAUUUUCAGCGGAAGACUUUGUAUGUAACCAUGAAAUAAUGAAGUAUAGUGACAGUUUCUUUCAACCACUACUAAACUAAACUGUCUCAUUACAUCCUAUGAUGGUUUUCCUUGUCCUCAACAGGCAUUACCUGUAGUCUCAAACUGUUUAACUCACAGAAAAUUAGUCUCACUUGCUGAGUCGUGGCCUUUGGAUAAAUUGAGACACUUAUUCCAGUGACAUCACGCAACAGAAACUCCUUCUCAGAAUUUGAGUUUCUCGAUUGUUUUUUAACCCAAAUAGAGUUUCAGCACGUAGAAGACACAUGAAGGGCACUGCAAUUGCGACUGGUGGCAGUCCUGGUGUUAAGAUGUCUCCAUCAACAUUUUGCUCCAUUCCUGGCCUGUACACAGACAGGUUUGUCUGUUACUGACGCAAUGGGAUUUAAAAGAAACAGUUAGCAAGGCGCCAGAGGAAGGUUCACGGGCUGAAAUGGACCAUUGACUCAAGAAAAAUUUAUUUUUUCUAGCUUUCAGUGUGUGUGCCCUGAUGCAAGUGUGUUUUCUUUAUUCCUUAGUGGUCAGAGCAGUCACUCGUUAUAUUUUCUGUCAGCUCUGUUUUCUGGCAGACACAGAGAGCCCAGUCAAGAAGGUGUCAGUGACAGUGUGGCUCAAUACUCCCUGAUGUGUUCCCUGUUGUGCAGCUUUAUUACAAUCAUAAUUCCUCUGCCUAAAAAUGUCUGUUAUGUGCUUCAGAGGUCUCACUGUGUGCAUUAUAACUCAUCACCUGGAGGGUAAUGGGAAUGCACAAUGGAGUUGAAGCUUUUUUCGUGUCAGUAGAAAGGUCAGAGUAAACACUGUUCAGAAUUCCGCAAAAGCCAAGAGUGGUCUUUGCAACAUCUCACAAGUGUCCUACGACACAGACGGAGUCACCAUUCAUGUCAGACUUUUGCUAUAUGUUUCCUGAAUUAUUUCUCAUAUGUUCAGAUAAUUUUAAUCUGUUUGUUCCUUUCUUGUUUCUUGUGUGAACUAUGUAUCUGGCCUCUAUGUUAAAAAUAUCUGCAGACUACAUACACUGUAACUAGUGGCACAUUUCAAUUCAGCUACCUAUCAGCUGUAAGUUGGCAUCGUUGUAUUUGACUGUGUUUAUUCUAAUUUACACAAAGCUGAAAAUUCUGUUUAUCUGUAUUAUGUAUUUCACAAAAUAAAUUAUUUUGUUAGAAUCAUUGUGAUGGAUUUUAUAUAAAAUAGACCAAAACUCAUUUUUCUCAUCUUAAGAAAUGUGAACUUGUUGAACUUUGUUGAUUUUUUAGUGUAUCCUGAAUACAUAAUACACAACUCAUAAAAUAAUAUGACUCAAAAGUGUACACAAAAUCAUUUAUUUACAGUUUCUUUCUCGUACAUUAUAGUAGAUUCCAUACAAAACACAAUUUACACAUUAGAACUUAAUUCUGAGGAAAACAAAGAGAUUGGCACUACCAUGCAUUAGAAAAGCGUUUAGAGAGGACUACCAAGAGUUUGUUUAUGUAAUUCUUUUACUGGAGCACAGUGGCAAAUGUAAAACUCUCUUCUUAUACUCCAGAAAGUAGUGGAAAAGUUCGACAACCUCCUGAAUAAAUUAUAAUCUCCCUGAGACCAGCUGGACUGAACAGAGGAGAAAAUGGGUGACUGUGUUCAUGCUUGAGUUACCGUUAAAUUGUUGGUGGUUUUUCAUGGAUUGAGUUCUGUGCUAUUCUGCCGUUAAGUUAAAUAGUUCCAUUUAGCAUUACAUACACGCACUGAAAUGCUGUUACACAGAGGCAAAAUCAGUCAAAGGGUUUUUGAAAAGAAAUAAAUUUCAGAUUCUUUUUUUCAAUUCUCAAUCAUUACAAAAACAGAAUUUUCCCUUCAGUACAGCUGCUAUUGUAACAAUAUAUAUAGUGUAUAUUGUAAUCAGUAAAAGAAAUCAUUUGCUUUCUUACCAAGAAUUAGAUUAGAAGAUCAAUAGCACUAUCAGGUUUCAAGUCUUUAUGCUAAACUAAGCUAACCGACUGUUGACUGCAGCUUCAUAUUUACUGGAAAUAUGAGAGUGUUAUCACUAAUGUCAUCUAACUCUUGGCUAGUAAGCAAAUAAGCACAUUUCCCAAAAUGAUGAACUAUUCCUUUAAAGGCGUUAAACAAAAAUACAUGAAGC
Molecule: messenger RNA, 3850 nt
Organism: Xiphias gladius (swordfish)
Lineage: Eukaryota; Metazoa; Chordata; Actinopteri; Istiophoriformes; Xiphiidae
Exons: 3
Coding region: 303-707 (134 amino acids)
Molecular function (GO): 2 iron, 2 sulfur cluster binding
Source: RefSeq, a predicted model, not a curated record